Molecule: messenger RNA, 2500 nt
Organism: Polypterus senegalus (gray bichir)
Lineage: Eukaryota; Metazoa; Chordata; Cladistia; Polypteriformes; Polypteridae
Gene: cdc16
Product: cell division cycle 16 homolog (S. cerevisiae)
Exons: 18
Coding region: 202-2055 (617 amino acids)
Biological process (GO): cell division
Molecular function (GO): protein binding
Source: RefSeq, a predicted model, not a curated record
UUGUGGGCGAGUAGAAAUUAAUGUAACACGUAUGAUUUUCAAGAAUCUGCUGCAGCUCAGUGUAAAAAUUACUGAUACGAAAAGCAAAUACGCCGACAAAAGCCACGAACUUAUAAAAAGCAGAAUGAACAAGUGUAUAUGUCAAUUUGUCACUAAAUAGAAUGGGUGGUUGUCCAGGUUUAAAGCUGUAAGAAGAUCAUCAUGAACCUAGACAGCCUGCGGAAGCGCGUCCGGCAGUAUAUUGACCAGCAACAGUAUCAGAGUGCUUUGUUUUGGGCUGAUAAAGUUGCAUCAUUAUCUCAUGAAGAUCCCCAGGAUAUUUAUUGGCUUGCUCAGUGCCUUUAUCUCACAUCACAAUACCACAGAGCUGCACAUGCCCUGCGUUCCCGCAAACUAGAUAAGUUGUUUGAAGCCUGUCAAUAUCUUGCUGCAAGAUGUCAUUAUGCAGCAAAAGAAUACCAACAAGCCCUUGAUAUACUUGACAUGGAAGAGCCUAUUAACAAGAAACUUUUUGAUAAGAAUUCAAACGAAGACAGUGGUAUUAAGGAUGUAUCAAAAGACUGGGGAAUGCCACUUUCUUCAAUCAAGAGCUCUAUUUGCCUUUUACGUGGUAAAAUCUAUGAAGCCAUGGAUAACAGACCCUUGGCAACAUCCAGUUACAAAGAGGCCUUGAAGCUUGAUGUAUAUUGCUUUGAAGCAUUUGACCUUUUAACAUCUCACCACAUGCUGACUGCCCAAGAAGAAAAAGAUUUUCUUGGUUCUUUGCCCUUUUCUCAGCAAUGUACAGAAGAAGAACAAGAAUUACUCCUGUUCCUAUUUGAGAGUAAGCUAAAAAAGUACAACAAACCAAGUGAAAUUGUGAUUCCAGAAGCAAUUGAUGGCCUUCAGGACAACUUGGACGUAGUCGUUUCUUUAGCAGAAAGGCAUUAUUAUAACUGUGAUUUUAAGAAGUGUUACAAAUUAACAUCCAUGGUAAUAGAAAAAGACCCUUUUCAUGCAUAUUGUCUACCUGUUUACAUAGGAACACUAGUUGAGUUAAGCAAAGCAAAUGAACUGUUUUAUCUUUCUCAUAAAUUAGUGGACCUGUACCCUAACAGUCCGGUAUCAUGGUUUGCUGUAGGAUGCUAUUACCUCAUGGUCGGACACAAGAAUGAACAUGCAAGAAGAUACCUUGGCAAAGCAACAAAUCUAGAAAAGACAUAUGGACCAGCAUGGAUUGCUUACGGCCACUCGUUUGCCGUUGAAAGUGAACAUGAUCAAGCAAUGGCUGCAUAUUUUACAGCUGCGCAGUUAAUGAAAGGAUGUCAUCUACCAAUGUUGUAUAUUGGUCUUGAAUAUGGGCUGACUAAUAAUUCUAAGCUUGCAGAAAGAUUUUUCAGUCAGGCACUUAGUAUUGCCCCUGAGGAUCCAUUCGUAAUGCAUGAAAUGGGAGUAGUAGCUUAUCAAAAUGGAGACUGGAAGACUGCUGAGAAGUGGUUUCUUGAUGCGAUGGAUAAGAUAAAAGCCAUUGGCAGUGAGGUCACUGUAGACAAGUGGGAACCUUUACUGAAUAACCUUGGUCAUGUGUGUCGAAAGCUCAAGAAGUAUGAGCAAGCUCUCGAGUACCACAGACAGGCACUUGUGCUGAUUCCCCAGCAAGCGUCUACCUAUUCAGCUAUAGGAUAUGUCCACAGCCUUAUGGGAGACUUUGAAAGUGCAAUUGAUUAUUUCCAUACUGCCCUAGGUCUUAGAAGAGAUGACACUUUCUCCGUUACGAUGCUAGGACAUUGUAUAGAAAUGUACAUUGGUGAUGCAGAUGCUUACAUAGGCACAGAUGUAAAGGACAAGUUACGGAGCUCCCUGAACACCCCAGCACUAAUGAAAAUGCUCACAAAACAAGUUGACACAACUGAGUUUCAAACACAGUCUCUACAAGAAAGUGGUAUUUCAGCAAUAGACCCUGUAAACACUGAAAAAUCAAAUGAUGCUACACAAGUACUUAAUGAAACGUUUGACUUUGAAAUGUAUGAAAAUGACAUGAUGUUUGAAGCCUCAAUGUCUGACACCAGUACAUGAUAAGUCCAGUCUAGCAAUUGCUUAAGUGAGAUAGUUAUUUUCUAAUUAAUGGUUUCAAAAGUGUACGAUGAAUUACAAAGUGAGAUUGCAGAGUGGCUUUGUUUUAACAAUCUUUAAAUCUCUUGACAAUGAAAUCAUCCAUGUAUAUUCCUUACCUGUGGAUUUUUGCAUAAUAAAUAAAAUAAGCUCAUAUGAACUUAAAUAAUAGAAUGUGAAGUGCUAUUAACCUUUUCAAUAGCCUUUUAUAUUUACAAUUUCACACAUUAUGCUUUUAUAAAAAAAAAAAGUGUUUUUUAUUUUGUACUUGAAUAUAAAAUUUCCAAACAGAUUUUUUUUAAAGAAUUUUAAUUGUAUCGGUGUUUUAAACAAAUAACUUUAAUUUAACAAGACUUUGAGAUCUGCUUGUUUAUUUUUGAGUUAAAAUAAAAGAUUCUUAGUGUCAAAA